CCGAACGGGUAUGGACAUAGUUUGGAUUUUCUACCCAUUUCUUAUGUGGAUAUGAGCAUGGGUAAAACCCGAACUAUUUUGGGUAGGGUAACGAAUAUGCACUAUCCGUCCCCGACCCGACCCGACCCAUUGCCAUCCCUAAUAGAACCCUACCUACGAUAAACGAGCCAUUUUUUUUAAGGGAAUAAACGAGCCAUUGAUAAUUUGCGUUUCCCAUUUUCCCAUAAAUAUAAUCUUACAAACCAAACCACAAUGAGAGCGAACCUUUUCAAGUGAUCUAUUCCAGAGUGUCGCAAACCGAGCGCCUCCCUCUCUAACGCCGUUGUCCUCCUUAGCCAAUCCCCACCGCCGACGACCAGGCCAAAACGAUGUUUCGUCAGGCGAGCCGUCUUCUGUCCCGAUCGAUCGCUCAACCACAGCACACCAAGACGAAGGUCGCCGCUCGCGCCUUCUCCACCGAUGUCCCGGCCACGCCGACGGAGGAUUCGCCUUUCUCCCAAUCCUGGAAGAAGGUGAUCCCGACUAUUGAGCCGCCCAAGACUCCUUCCUCGUACAUGAAGCCUCGCCCGGCCACAGCCUCCACCAUUCCGACUAAGCUGACCGUUAAUUUCGUCCUUCCCUACGCUUCCCAGCUCGCGGAGAAAGAGGUUGACAUGAUCAUCGUUCCCGCAACGACAGGGCAAAUGGGUGUCUUGCCUGGCCAUGUCCCCACCAUUGCAGAGCUAAAACCCGGGGUUAUGUCAGUGCACGAAGGCAAUGAUGUUUCGAAGUACUUUGUCAGCAGCGGGUUCGCUUUCAUUCAUGCAAACUCAGUUGCCGACGUGAUUGCAGUCGAGGCUGUACCGGUCGAUCAUCUUGACUCGAACUUGGUCCAAAAGGGGUUAGCAGAUUUCACUCAGAAGCUUGGCUCGGCAUCAACUGACCUGGAGAAAGCUGAGGCUCAGAUUGGAGUUGAUGUCUACAGUGCGAUGAACUCGGCUCUAAUGGGUUAAUUGGGUUUCCAUCCCAGUUACUCCUUCAGCGUGCUCUGUUGUUUCUCUUUCCCUUUUCCCCCAUUAUGGUAUCAACAUUGCCUUACUGUUUGAUGUCUCUUCCAGAGUCUAAAUAAAAGGAGUAUAAUAGACCACCUUUGAGCUUCUGGAAAAUUGGAAUGAGCCAUCUCAAUUUUUUUACUGAGUUGUUUCUGUAAUCACUCUCUUUUCUACUUUUUUAGUUUUCUUAUCCUCAAUUCAUUCCCAGUUACUAUUUUCUUUGUUCAUCAUACUGCACCAAUCCGAUGUUGAGGUUUACGUCUGUCUUCUUAAUGUUCCAUUUUGCUAUUUAGACCUGUAACUGGUCGACCGACUUAACUCAUUUCGACCUGCUAAGACCGCAUAUGGGGUAUCCUGGUACUUCCCAUUUGCUUCUGUCAUUCGUACUGUGAAGUGCUCUUGUAUAUCAAGUUGGCAAGUUGCCGUUUUUUUUAAGAUGGAACAAGUUUGUUCUUUGUAAACAUAGUCGCUAAAUUGUACAUACAGUAUAGUAUCAGGAUGAGGUGCUACACAUAACACAACAAAGUGUUGAGGUAACG
This is a messenger RNA of Linum trigynum, 1570 nucleotides long. The record is from the annotation of a GenBank genome assembly. Lineage: Eukaryota; Viridiplantae; Streptophyta; Magnoliopsida; Malpighiales; Linaceae.